Messenger RNA from Diuraphis noxia (Russian wheat aphid), 809 nucleotides. RefSeq lists its product as uncharacterized. NCBI's taxonomy places the organism in Eukaryota, Metazoa, Arthropoda, Insecta, Hemiptera, Aphididae. The record is from RefSeq and is a predicted model, not a curated record.
AUGUUUAAUACAUUUUUUAUAUAAUUUAUAUAAAUUCUAUUUAUCCGGAAAUUCGGAAUCACGCAUUAGUACCUGAAAUAUACAAGAUGCUUAUAUUUAUCAUGACGAUCAUCGUUUCCGUGGCCGUGGCCGACGAAAAGGGGACAGCAAAACAGGAUAAACGUCAAAUAUCUUCGUACAAUGGCGGUUCUGCAGCUAUUGCACAGGCGUUACAAACGCCGCAGCCGACACCUGCUGCAGUUUCUGUCAAUAAUGCACCUUCGUAUCAGCCUAGUUAUUUACCAACUUGUGUAGUACAACCGUAUAGCAACACCAUUUUCUCGAAUCCAUCGGUACCCGUAUACCAGCCUCCAUAUUAUAACGGGCCCACCGAAUCGCUUGUACCACAAUACCAACCGCAGCAAUAUCCGAUCGCAUACCAGCCACCGCAAUAUCCGUUCACUUAUCAGCCAUCGCAAUAUCCGGCCACAUAUCAGCCAUCACAAUAUCCAGCCGUGUACCAGCCGUUACAAUAUCCAACAACGUACCAGCCAUCACAAUAUCCGGCCACGUAUCAGCCGUCACAAUAUCCAGCUACGUACCAGCCGCAGCAAUCUGGCCAGAGUCCGGUGCCUUAUUCGUACAGUUACUUCUCUUCAGCGGCCAACAACGCCAACAGCAACGCUCAGGUGUCCACCACCAAGAAGUAGUACGUGCUUUUAGAACAUUAAUCGAUCCCGAGAGGAUACCUAUACCUAGGUUAAUAAUACUGUCAUGCGUAUUUCUGUCAAAAUAUAAAUCAUAAUAAAUACAAACGGUUUUCAAGAGAA